AUGAACAGCAGUGACGGUCACCGAUCGCCGCUUGAUCCACGUAGCUUGCGUUCAUCGAGUCCUGCCUGCGAUGGCCCACGCUCGCGACGACCUGGUUAUGUCACGCAAGCUUCUUCAUCACCUAUCGGUGGGACAUUCGAUCGUCAUGCUCAAGUGCCACCUCGCACCAUCAAGCAGGAUGAACAAGAUAUCAAAGCCAGAAUGGCACGCAUGCGGAUGCUUCCCGCCGGUGGAACGCGCGCAAGUCCAAUAGAUGAGAGGCAGACGGGUCCCAAACGACGUAUGACCAAGCAUGCUGCAGCUCUUGCCUCCUCGUCACCUUCGCCAAUGCCUGGCAGUCUACGAGGAUCGACAGGCUCGCCGACGUCGCGUCAGAGCAAGUACCUUUAUCAACGCAAAGCUAGCACGAGGUCUAUGCUUGAACUCAGUCAACAUUUCCAGACGCAGAGCAGUGCCCACAGGUCCAGAAGCUCGUCUCCAGUACCGCCUUUUCAACUCAUCCCGCCAAAGCGACGAGACUCAGCUCUAGUGCGAUCAAAGUCGAUGGUAUCCCUCGGCUCACGAGCUCAGUCGAAAGCCACGUCGCCGACGUUACCGGUCGCGCCGGUACCACCCAGCACUUUUCAUCGCCGUCUGACUCGCACGCAAGAGCCUAAUGGCUCCAAUUCUCGCAAGCCGAAGAAAGUAUGGUCCUCAUUCAGAUCUAUCAAGGCACUCUGGCGACAGACCGUCCACGUGGGCGCAGGAUCGUCGCCUGAUGCUACUUCAACCUAUCAGCCUCGCUCGACACGCCGCUCACAACACCAGCCGACUUUGUCUAGCAAUCCGCUUCGUGACAAUGGUAGCCGGCCGCCGCCUCGACCUCCUAGAGGGAGCUCUUCUCUCUUUGACAAUCCAAGACCACCCGCAGUCACCUCUUCGCCCUCUCAAACCCACGGGGCUAUACGUCCCGCUAGAUCGUCGUCGUUUGCGGCGCUUGACCGACUUGCUCCGCCAACUAAAUCGCCAGAUUGUACUACGGAUGCGGUCUCAAAGCGUAGAUCUAUGUUCAGACGCACACAAUCAUUCACAAACAUCGCCCAGCGUUUCAAGCAUCCAUCACGAAGGCAAGACGGUGCGCAUAUCGCUCAAGAGCGCUCUCGUCCGCUAGAACCGAUCCCAGCAACGCCAUCGAGCUCCGGCAGCAUCGAGGAUCAGCUCGACGGCUCUCCAGGCAUGUCUGCAUCUGAUCGACUGAUUGCUAGCGAUUUGGUCAGACUGCCCUCUUUGAAGAUUAUCUCAGCUUCGCCUAGCAACUCAUCAACACUCAUAUCUCCACGCUCGUUCCGUCGCGCAAUGCGAAGCUCGUAUCACGAGCCAAGCCUGCGAACCUCUAGGAGCGAUAGUCAGCUCUAUACCGGACAAGAAGGUAUCCCUGCCUUUCGCGGAUCGGCCGCGGUCAGCGAGCUCGACGGUAGCCCAGAUUCAGACUUCCUCGAUCAGGUCUACGAUAUCUACUCGGGCGAGUCUGCCGAGGAAGAGGUAUCGAAGUUAUCCGAUGCUUCAGUAGACGUGUCGAUGGGUACCGCUGGCACAUGUGUGAGUCAGCACGCAGUCAUAGCCAAAACGGUACCGGUCACUGCAUCUGGCGCCUUUGCGCGCGCACGUCUUCGUCUUUCACGAUCAUAUGGCAAUCUCAAGGGGCUCAAGGAUACACGAGAUUCAAUCGCAAUGCGAAGGAAUCUGCCGCGAACGAUACAGAGCCCAUCGCGCAUUUCGAAUGCGGUCGACUCCCAGGCACCUUAUGCACACUCUAGAAUAUUGGAUGGAACAGACAUGAUUGGCGCUUACGGUGGCAAACGUUCUCAAGAGAGCGAAGCACUAUCGGACAAUGCGAUGGAAGAAGUUCUGCUAGGUUGCACGUAUCCACCUGUCAUCGAAGCCGUCGCUCUCACGCCGAAAUCCGCACGCACGAGAUCACACAGUGCCGUAGAAGAUGCCGAAGUCGCGUCACAUUCUGGCAAACGUGCAAAACGUCAUGGCACGCUUCUGAUGCCCGUUGUGCCGCUACCAUAA
This is a messenger RNA of Mixia osmundae IAM 14324, 2055 nucleotides long. RefSeq lists its product as uncharacterized. The coding region runs from base 1 to 2055 and encodes 684 amino acids. The transcript is spliced from 3 exons. The record is from RefSeq and is a predicted model, not a curated record. NCBI's taxonomy places the organism in Eukaryota, Fungi, Basidiomycota, Mixiomycetes, Mixiales, Mixiaceae.